GCGCUAAUGGGCGCGGCUGGGACCGGUGCCCAAAUCUGUGUUUUGACUUGCCUGGGAAAGUUGAAGGAAAAGGCACAAAAGGACCGAGGACUUUAAGAAGAACAUCCCACCACGGCGCGUCCUCUUAAACGCGUGUUUCCCCCCGUGGACGUGAUCAGUCGGUUGGUCUUGAGAGGAAUCGGGAUUUGCUUCAUUGUUGUUCGAGCUGGCUAAAGAUAAGAUGGGAUGGACGAGUUAACAGGACAGAUGGACUUCUCUGGAGGCUUGUCAGGAGAAAGGGUUGUGACAGAAACCGUAACCACGACGACCAGACUGACUUCUCUACCACCAAAGGGAACCAGCGGAUCAAAUCACAGGAAUAUGUCCAGCGGUGCUGGAGGGCUGGGCUUGGAGAAGAAUGUCUUAACCCAGAACAGCAGUGGAACUUAUUUCUCUUCAUCCUCUGUAGGUGUGAACACCAGCAACUACAGCUCCUCCUCAGGAGUUUACCUAGGAGGAGACUCCUCAGGGGGAGGCGAUGGAGGGGGGAGCUUCAUAGACGGUGAGGGGUACAGAAGUGGAGGAGGAGGAGGAGGAGGAGGAGGAUUGGGCGGAGGCAGUUAUUUCGUGAGCUCGGUGUCAAAGGUCAGGUCCAGCUCGUCGGGUGGUGCCAGGAGAGCGCAGACUGCUGGCUCAUCAGGAGGCCUGUCGCCAGCUUUCCGGGAGAGGAAGAACAUAUCCAGCCGCUCAGGGGGUUAUGACGGAAGUUCUAGUGCUAAUUCCUCUCCAGAAUUUACACGAAAAGAUUAUGGAAACUACUGCUCCAGCACCACAAGGGGGAGGAGCGAGAGCAGAGAGAGCGAGAUCAGAGCCAGACUACAAAGUGCCUCUCCCACUGCUUGCAGAUGGACGGAGCUGGACGACGUGAAGAAGCUGCUGAAGGGACGUUCCAGCAGCGUCAGCCCCACUCGCUCCUCCACCGCCUCCAUCACCCUGCCUGUCCCUAAAAAGGCCAGCGUGGAAGCCAAGACCGUCUCUGUGGCCACACAGUCGGUUUCAACUUCAUUUGGCUCUGGUGUGAAAUCAGGUGGAUUCCACACCAUUGAUGCGUCAGGCCUGUAUGAUACCAGUCUGGAAUCUGGGCGUAUUGAUACUGGCGUAAAAUCAGGCCAAUAUGAUGUCACUCUGAUAUCAAGACAGUAUGACACUGGUAUGAAAUCAGGCCAGUAUGAGACCAAUCUGAAAUCAGGACAGUUUGAUACUGGUGUAAAAUCUGGCCAGUAUGAUGUCACUCUGAAAUCAGGACAGUAUGAUACCGGUCUGAAGUCAGGACAGUAUGAUAUCGGUCUGAAAACAGGGCAAUACGAUACUGGUGUAAAAUCAGGCCAGUAUGAUGUCACUCUGAAAUCAGGACAGUAUGAUACCAGUGUGAGAUCAGGCCAGUAUGAUACCAGUGUGAGAUCAGGCCAGUACGACACCAUGAGAUCAGGCCAGUACGACACCAUGAGAUCUGGCCAGUACGACACCAUGAGAUCUGGCCAGUAUGACACACUGGACGCAACACUUCCAACUUUCGCUUGGUCCACCUCCACGCUGCCCUCCUCCUCCACCACGGCGGUCACUGGCAACACCAGCAGCUACACGUACCAGGUCAGCAACAACAUGUCAGGAGGAACCUCUCUGGUCGCCCCCACCUCACCCUCGGCUCUGUCAGUUUAUGGUUUUCAGAAUAACCUGGCGCCCACCUCUGGCAGUGUGCUCACCACCAGUGGAGCCAACAUAAAUGCUAACUUAGGAGGUUAUGGUGUUCAGAAGAACGUGUCCAAUAGCGGUGGUGUCGUCAGCACUGGAGUCUCUACAACCACUAGAUCCCAAACUGAUGAAACAUAUAAGAAAGACUAUAAGUUCUUGAUCUCUGACAAGGAGAAUGUCCAAGCCAAGAGGGACACGGAGACGCUCAUCUUGGCUAAAGACAGCGGGAAGCAGUUCACCACCACCAGCAGCGGUGUUUUAGGAGGAGGGUCACUAUCUGGAGAUUCAAUAAAGAAAGAGAAGCUUAUUUCAAGCUACAGUGAGACGGCCCCACUGAAGACAGAGUCGGGCAACACUUACUAUGGAUCAUCGGGAGUUGUAAUGAAAGACAAAGCCACCUAUGCAGAGAUUCACAGGGACAGUGGCAUCUUCAGAGGUGGAGGAUUUUGCUGCUGCUCUGACUCUUGUUGCUCCUGGUGGAAAUGGCUGCUGGGCCUUCUCCUCCUCUCCCUUCUCCUGCUGGGACUCCUGUUUGGCCUCAUCGCACUGGCUGAGGAUGUGAGAAAGCUGAAGAAUCGAGUGGCCACCCUGGAGGCUCAGUCGGCCGCCACAGCUCAUACCAGUCGGUUCUCAGGUUCUUCCAAUGACAUCAACAGCCAUGUGGGAGUUGGAGGCGGAGGCUCAGGCAUUGGUGCUGGCGGCUUCACGGGCAGCAGCAGUGGCAAUGAUAUCGGCACUGCAGGAAGCUUUGGUGGUGCCAGUGGGGCCAGUGGUGCCAGUGGGGCCAAACAACACUUACUUAGUAUUCAGAAGAUGUAUAGGCCGCAUCGUGCACUAGAUAACAAAAGAGCCUGGCUGGCCUGGAGGCUAGGAUGGGCCUGCGGGACCAGUGGAGGGGACCUGGAUAGUGACAGUGAGAGUGGGGAGGAAGACCCUCAGGGCCUGCGUGUCCCAUUGCACCUGGAGCACCUGAGGUCAAAGGUCACACACUGCCGCCGCUGCUACCGUAACCAGUACCAGCUCUGCCGCCGCUGGUACCGUAACCACUACCAACACUGCCAGCGCUUCCACUAUGACUGGAAGCUUUGGUGGUGCCAGUGGGGCCAGUGGUGCCAGUGGGGCCAGUGGGCCAGUGGGGCCAGUGGUGCCAGUGGUGCCAGUGGGGCCAGUGGGGCAAGUGGGGCCAGUGGGGCAAGUGGGGCAAGUGGGGCAAGUGGGGCAAGUGGGGCCAGUGGGGCCAGUGGGGCCAGUGGGGCAAGUGGGGCCAGUGGCGGAGUCACCGACACCAGCUUCGGUGGCAGCGCUGGCAGUGCUGGUACUGGUUAUGGUAGCAGCGGCGGCAGUGCUGGUACUGGUUACGGUAGCAGCGGUGGCAGUGCUGGUACCAGUCAUAGUGGAAGCUCUAGCAGUGCUGGUACCAGUCAUAGUGGAAGCGCUGGCAGUGUUGGUAGUGGUUACGGUACCAGCGGCGGCAGAGCUGGUACUGGUUACGGUAGCAGCGGCGGCAGUGCUGGUACCAGUCAUAGUGGAAGCUCUAGCAGUGCUGGUACCACUUAUGGUGGAAGCGCCGGCGGUUCUGGUACCGGUUUCAGCGGUGGCACUGGCUUUGGGACUGGCAUGAGUGGAGGACACAUAGACGCUGCUGUUCUUCAGAUGACAAUCCAACACAUGCUCAGAUCUGAAAUGCAGUCACAGACUUUCAGAGCUUUUCUAACAUCCUCAGUGCAGGGAGAGAGAGGGCUGCCUGGACCAAAAGGUGAACCCGGAUCUAAAGGUGAUGCUGGUUUCCCUGGAAUUCCAGGUGCUCCAGGUGCAAUGGGACACGCAGGCCCUGAGGGUCCUAAAGGACAGAAAGGAAGCCAAGGUGAACAUGGGAUGGAGGGGCCACCAGGUAUCAGGGGUCGUGAGGGCCCAGCUGGCCCCAGAGGUGAGCCAGGAACUGCAAGCUUUGGACUGAAAGGUGACAGAGGUGCUCCUGGAGAGCCUGGGGUUCCUGGGUCUGUGGGACCUGCCGGCCAGAUGGGACAAAAAGGCUCAGCAGGAGCUCCUGGUCUUUCUGGGCCACCAGGUCAACCAGGUCCUCAGGGUUUCCGUGGCGAGUCAGGGUCACCUGGGUCUAAAGGUGACAGAGGACUUGCUGGAUUUCAGGGACUUAAAGGUGAAGCUGGAGACAAAGGUCUCAGAGGUCUGCAAGGUGAUACUGGUUUACCAGGUCUGCCUGGGCAAGCUGGAGAGAAAGGAUCCAAAGGGUCAAUGGGAUUGUCUGGACAUGAUGGUGCAAAAGGAUCAAGAGGUGACCAAGGAUCUGCUGGGCCACCUGGACUCAGGGGACCUGCUGGGCCUCCCGGUGAUGCUGGACUUCCAGGAGCACCUGGGCUUCAAGGACCACCAGGGAUACCAGGGAAUCCAGGACAACCUGGCGCCAAAGGUGACACUGGUGAACCCGGAAGAAUUAUCAAUGCAGCUGGUUCCACAUCUAUUGGCAUCCCAGGACCACCUGGGCCCUCUGGUCCUCCCGGCCCUGCUGGACCUCCUGGAUUGUCAGGUCCCAUUGGCCCUGCUGGUCUGCCUGGCCAGCCUGGUCCUAAAGGUGACAGAGGAUAUAAGGGAGAACAGGGAGAAGCAGGAAUAUCAGUGAGAACGACUGAAACUAUAAGUUCAACUGGAGCAAGGACUCAGUUUAGUUCUGGUGGAGCCUCAGCACUACCUGGCCCACCUGGCCCACCGGGUCCACCUGGUCAUCCUGGACGUCCAGGAGAUUCAAGACAAGGACCUCCAGGACCACCUGGGCCUCCAGGUCAGCCAGGUUAUGGAAGACCAGGACCUAAAGGAGACAGAGGAGAGUCAGGCUUUACAUCCAGCUCUGGAACGUUUUACACUGGACCACCAGGACCACCUGGGCCUGCUGGGCCUAAAGGAUCAACAGGUUCUCCUGGACCAAGGGGCUACCAAGGUGAACAAGGACAGCCAGGAAGACCAGGAAGCUCUGGGGGAGUGUCAACUUAUGCUGGAGGACACGGGAUCCCUGGUCCACCAGGUCCACCAGGGCCACCCGGACGUCCAGGACCACAAGGAAUCAAAGGGGACACCGGAGCUCCUGGUAUUUCUGGCUCUUCAAGAGGCUCCAUUUCUGUCACUUCAGGUCCUCCUGGUCCCGCAGGCCCUCCUGGCCCUCCAGGCCAGCCAGGCUCUUUUGCUUCUUCUAGUGAGAUGCGCCUAUACAUCUCUGAAUAUCUAAAUAGAAUCAGACAGUCUGGUAACCCUGGACCUCCAGGUCCACCUGGGCCUCCAGGAAUCCCUGGAACCUACUCAGGCUCUAUAGAGGACAUUGCCGCUCGGAUCAUUGCCUACCUGCGAAGUUCAGGCUCAGGCCUCAUCAUUGGUCCUCCAGGACCACCAGGUCCUCCUGGACCUACUAUUGAACUUCAGUCAGUCAGUGAUGUCAUUGCUGUGCUUCGGAGAGAUGAUGUGAGGAGAUAUUUGAUCUCAAUUGCACAACAACAACAACUACCAUCAGGGGGAUCAAACGGACUUGUAGGCAGUUACAGUAUAGAACAGAUAGCGACAUAUGUCUUCAAUAUCAUGAAUGACAGAGGGAUUGCUAGAGGUCCACCUGGGCCACCUGGUCCUCCUGGGCCUGCUGGUGCAGGAGGUUCUGGCUUCAGUACAGCUACAAUUGACUAUUCUGCACUGAUGAGAAAUACAGACUUCCGCUCUUGGAUCAGCUCUGCCAUACAACAUGGUCCUCCUGGUCCUCGAGGUGAGCCAGGGCUACCUGGCCCUGCUGGCCCUCAGGGGCCUCCGGGAGUCUCCACUGCCACUGUGUAUGGGGCGGGAGGUCGUGGCUACAGCUUGGAGGACAUUCAGCGUUACCUGCAGAGCUCUGGGUUCAGAGGUCAUCCCGGCCCUCCAGGUCCUCCAGGUCCACAGGGUCCACCAGGCACUUUCACUAGAUCAGUUUCCAUCAGUGGAAACUUCCCUCGGGAGAGCAUUCGUGCUGAAAUUCAGGAUUAUCUGACCAGUGACAGUGUUCGUCAAUUCAUCACCGGACCUCCAGGGCCUCAGGGGCCAAGGGGUCAGAAAGGAGAACGUGGAGAGCUUGUUUACGUCCAAGGCAACACACAGAGCCAGGGCUACGCUCAUGGUGACUCCCGCUACGGCUCGGAGCGCAGAGAGAUCGAUAUCAGCAAGCUCGCUGAGACAUUGGACUACUCCAACGUUGCCUUGAAAGUUACAGACUACAUCAGGAAUCAAGGCCUGCUGCAGGGCUACCUGGUUGAGGGUCCUUCGAGGACGAAUGUAAGAGCGAUUCAAGGACCCCCUGGUCCACCUGGUCCUCCCGGACCACCUGGUUACAGCCGUGUCAUCGGGUCCUAUGGCAAUGUCACAGCUGACCUCAUGGAAUUCUUCAGAACCCAUGGCACCAUCCCCGGCCCUCCAGGAAACCCUGGACCGAAGGGAGACAGAGGGUACCCAGGACCCAGAGGAGAAAAGGGUGAUCUUGGACAACAGGGUUUACCAGGAUUACCAGGGGCAUACACUGUCCAGAUUCCACACAGAGUGCAGAAGAGGGAUACAGGUAAAAAAAGUGGUUGGUCGUCGUCAGCUGCAUCGCCGUCAGGCCAAUGGUGGCUAAAGGGUUAACAUACUACUGGAUCAUGUCAGAUUUCAUUUCCAUUUUAUUCAUCUUUUUUUUUUAGGUCUUCAACUGUAGCAAUGCAAGUAGUCAAAACAAUGCUCCUUAUUGUUGCCAUUUGUAGAAAUGUCAGAGAACAAUUGAGAAAAUAAAAGCAGCCAAAAAAUGCAUCAGUCUCUUUAAAACAGCUUCAGUAGAGGUAUGGAUUUAGCUGCUGGUCAGUGCUGUGGUGACACAGACUUCAUUUUUUGACAUGUGGGUGUACAAUGUUUACUUUGUUUAGUUAGAAGCUUGUGUUCAAACAUUUUUCUGGGGGCAGCUUUGUUUAAAUGAAUAUCUAUAUUUUAGCGAUAACUAGCAUUUGCUGAUAGUUUAAUUGCACUUUGCAUCUUUUUCCACUGCUUGUGUUACUUGAGCGUCUGGUGUACUUUUUAUUCUAUUCAAUGUUUUUUGAGGAUUAUAUUGUAUUGAGGACUAUAUAAGUGUUGAAUGUUGUAUCAAGGUAAAAGACUAGAAUAUUUUCAUUAUUAUCCGUCAAGUCAAGCCAUUCUACAGCUUUUAAGACCCCUGGCAGUUAUCCAUUCACCCCAUACAACUUUUUAAAUUUAUAAAGCAAUGCAUCAUUAUCGGAGGUUGUCCGGGUCAGAGUGAGGGCCAUUUGUGCAGUACGG
This is a messenger RNA of Seriola dumerili (greater amberjack), 7038 nucleotides long. It is a transcript of the gene col17a1b, whose product is annotated as collagen alpha-1(XVII) chain-like. The transcript has 60 exons. The record is from RefSeq and is a predicted model, not a curated record. Bases 226 to 6375 code for a protein of 2049 amino acids. Lineage: Eukaryota; Metazoa; Chordata; Actinopteri; Carangiformes; Carangidae.